This is a messenger RNA of Epinephelus lanceolatus (giant grouper), 4526 nucleotides long. Its product is annotated as vang-like protein 1. NCBI's taxonomy places the organism in Eukaryota, Metazoa, Chordata, Actinopteri, Perciformes, Serranidae. Gene Ontology annotation, cellular component: membrane. Gene Ontology annotation, biological process: multicellular organism development. The record is from RefSeq and is a predicted model, not a curated record.
GCCAGGGUGAUUCCUCCGGUCACCAAGGGCUGCUUCCUGCUGCAGCCUACCGUGUGCUCUGGGGCAAACUAUUUAAUAACCUCUGGAUAAAUGAUCAACCACGGGAAUGAUAUCUCCGCCGAUAAAGGAUAAAUGAGAGGAUCUAUACCUCUCUGAUGUCUGUGCACUGAAUAUGAAACUACCACUAGCAGACAGCUAACCUAGCUUCGCAUAAAGACUGGAAACGGGAACACAGCUGGCCUGACUCUCACCAAAGGUUGAUGUUUCCUCACCGGGCGCCCCCAGGGUCGCUUUCAAGCCUGACUGCCGACAGCUCACCACCUCUGUCAGCCUCUUGAGCGAGCCAGUUGAUCGCCUCUAGCUCAACAACACCACGCACAAGGUUCCGCUGCGUCUGCCAGCGGUCCAGCCGAGCAGCCUCUGCGUCGCCCUGAGCCCAGCUGCCUGGGCGGAACUGCAUCACCAUGGACACGGAGUCCACUUACUCGGGCUAUUCCUACUACUCCGGACGCUCCCGGGGAUCCCACAGGCAUGGGGAGAGAAGCCGGGACCGCCACAAGUCCCGCAGUAAAGACACCCGCUCAGAAAAGUCUGUAACAAUUAACACGCCGCCUGCAGAGCCGCUGCUGGGUGACUCUGCUGUUCGGGGUGAGCAGGUCCAGGAUGACAACUGGGGCGAGACCACCACAGCCGUCACAGGCACAUCGGAGCACAGCCUCUCUCAGGAGGACAUCGUCCGCAUCACCAAGGACCUGGAGGACAGCGUGGGGCUCGAUUGCCGCCGCUAUUUCACGCUGACCCUGGCCGUGAUCCUGGGCCUGCUGGUUUUCCUGACGCCGCUGGCCUUCCUGGUGCUCCCCCACCUCCUCUGGCCGGAGAAGCUGCAGAGCUGCGGCACGGCCUGCGAGGGCCUCUUCAUCUCCGUGGCCUUCAAGCUGCUCAUACUGCUGCUGGCCGUCUGGGCACUCUUCUUCAGGCCGCCACGGGCUGGCCUCCCACGGGUCUUUGUGUUCCGGGCACUGCUUGCCGUGCUGGUGCUGCUCUUCGUGGUCUCCUAUUGGCUGUUCUACGGAGUCAGAAUACUUGACUCACAGGACGAGAACUACCAGGGCAUUGUGCAGUACGCCGUGUCACUGGUGGACGCUUUGCUCUUCAUCCACUACCUGGCCAUUGUUCUGCUGGAACUGCGGCAGCUUCAGCCGUGUUUCUCUGUGUGCGUCACGCGCUCCACUGAUGGCGAGAUCAGGCACUACAACCUGGGACAGCUCAGCAUUCAGCGGGCAGCUCUGGCCAUCUUAGAGCACUACUACUGCGACUUCCCAGUCCAUAACCCUGCGCUGCUUUCCGCCUCCAAGUCCCGCGCGGCCAAGCACCUGGCCGGCCUCAAGGUCUACAACGUGGAUGGUGAGUUCCCAGCAGCCCCGGCUGAGGGCCCAGGGAACAAUGCAGCAGCAGGACUGGCCCACUCUCAGUCCAGAGCCAUGAUUGCAGCCGCUGCUCGUCGCAGAGACACCAGCCACAAUGACCUGUACUACGAGGAGGCAGAGCACGAGAGGCGUGUUCGCAAGCGCAAAGCACGACUGGUGGUGGCAGUAGAGGAGGCGUUCACACAUAUCAAGCGCAUGCAGGAGGAGGAGCAGAAGAAGGCCCCAGGGGAUGUGAUGGACCCUCGAGAGGCAGCACAAGCCAUCUUCCCAUCCAUGGCCCGCGCCCUGCAGAAGUACCUGAGGACCACCAAGCAGCAGCACUGCCACAGCAUGGAGAGCAUCCAGCAGCACCUGGCCUUCUGCAUCACCAACAACAUGACGCCAAAGGCGUUCCUGGAGAGCUACCUGACCCCAGGCCCCACCCUGCAGUAUAGCCGGGACCAUUGGCUGGCCCGUCAGUGGACGCUGAUUAGCGAGGCGUCAGUCACCAGCGGCCUGAAAGAUGGCACCAUCUUUCUUCUCAAGUGUGUGGACUUCAGCCUGGUGGUGACGACAAAGAAGAUCCCUUAUAUCCAGAUGUCAGAGGAAUACAUCGACCCCAAGUCACACAAGUUCGUCCUGCGGCUACAGUCCGAAACCUCCGUGUAGGACUCCAAACUUUUUUGUUUUUUUACUCCUCACCCUGUUUUGUUGCUCUCAAAUGUUUUCAUUUUGGGUUUGCAGUUUUUAUUUGUACUUUUUUGGAAUUUUUAUAUAUUAUAUAUGAAUCUAUAUAUUACACUCAUGUUUGAAUAUAUUGAUCUUCUUAUGUUUGAUUUGGAUGAAAUCAAAAGAAAGAAUUGAGCUCUUGGACAUGGUUGUGUGCACAUGCAGUAUGUGUGAGUGAAUGUUUGUGUGUGUGUACGCGCGUGUCAUUUUGUGUGAACACAAUCACUUGUUCCUUUUCCUGUUUGAGAUGCUGGAGCCAAACAAGACGGGAACAGUUGAGGUUCUGAGGAGACUCUGUUGUCUCAGUCGGUCCUUGAUUUCCGUGGGACAGACGGACAGACAGCCAAACCACUAAGGACUACAAUGGUGUGACUUGGAUUUAGACAUUUGAAGCCUCAUGGAAACACAUGACACAUAUCCUCCCUGUGCUGAUGUCUCGUCUACAACAUUUGAAAAUAUCUGGAUGCUCUUUUGGACGUCAACAGAUUCUCAAAAGCAGAAUUAAAUGCAUUCGACAAGAACACUAUAGUCAGACUUUGCAUUCAGUGCACAUUUAUGUGUGUUCAUAAAUGGGAAGAAUAUGCCUGAAUAGAUGGAACACAUGAUUUCAGCCUGCUCUGAAAGGAUUUCCUCCCCUAUACUCUUGUCAUCACGUCUUCAGGGCACCUGCAGAGCUCCGGACAAACACUUUUCUUGACAGUUAAGAUGUCAAACUCUGACCCGCCUCAUGUCCUGCCUUGGGCGUACGUACAGUAGCACCCUGCAGUGCUUAUUCUAUCAGCCAAAGUGGGAUGUUUUGAGCUGUGUUGGUGCACAAUUCAUUUCCAGGUGCAACAGAGCGAAAUCAGAAAUAUUUCCACUCCAGUUGGGAACAACACACUCAUGCCAUGUUAAACAUGGGGUGAACUCCCAAUGAUCCGGAGCAUAAGAGGUGGAUGCAUGCUCAGAAACAUUUGCCCUGCCUCAUCGGUUCAGUAACCUUCUCAGGGCUUUCAUGUCUGCCGUAUCUGCCUGACACUGUGGAAGGGGAAGGCAGCGAGGCGGAGAGACAGAGCCAUGAUGUCACAAAUAAAAAGUACUACUGAUUACUACAUUGCAGAAAAUCUAAACACUGUAAAUUCUCAUUUAAAAGCUGGCGUUCAAGUAAGCUUUGCAUGAGCAGGUAAAGGCUACUGCAACAGCUCACAUGAUAAAUUUAGUACAGUGUUCAUUUCCACAGCACUAAUUCUAUCAGUACAACCGAGUCAUGUCAUGUCUUUUGUUACUGUUUUGUUUGAGAGACCCCUUGCAGCAGAAUCUACAUUUCAUUUUACAUUGUUUUGAGGCAAAGAAGAACAGGUGACGAGACUUCAUACUGAUAUUAGUGCAGUGGAUAUGGACGUUUUACUCAAUUGAUCAAGACACCAGGAUAGAUGUGUCUUUCUGCCACUAUUUGAGAAUUUAUGGUAUAUAAAUUAUAAUUUAAUCUCCCAGGGCUCACAGGGUUUGCUUGUGUAACUAGAAUACACAAGAGAUGAUGAAGAACCAACAGAGUUUGUAUCGACAGUGAGAGCUGCAGCAGGGCGGAACCUCCCUCUUGACUGGACCGUCUGGUUUUCCUUUUCUACCUUGUCCCACCUCUGUUGUCUGACAAACAUGCUCACAGUGAAUCCCUCGAGGUCAGAAGGGAUCUUUUCUAAUUAAUUCUGUCACCUGAUGAAUCAUGAAUCUCGUGAAGCCAGAAAAUUACAGUUAAAUGAAGCUAAUGGCACUAAAAUGACACUGUUAGAUCACACUCGGUGUAUUCACCAAAGUGGUUAAAGAGUCACACUGAGCUCAUGUGUAACUCACUCAAAAAGAGAAAUAUGUCAUACUGAGAAUAUCCUCUAUGAGCAGGGUUGUCCCCUGCUGCCCCCUGGCUGGUAAACCUGAUACUGUCGGUUUGUCUACCUGAGGGCAGCAGCAACAUGUUUCAUAUAAAACAUUUUUCAUUUUUGCUGUAAACUAACUGUUCAACAACCCGGGAAGAAAAAAACACUCCUGCUGUUUCCUGCAAACGGCAGACAUUUUUUUUUAGAACAGCUGCCACUGGUCACAAUUUGUACCUACUGACAGAUAAACUUUGUAUGAUCCCAAUGUGACUGUGCCUCCUGUUUUUACACUGUAUCUAUUUAUGUAAACAAGCAUGUGUGUAUGUAUGUGUGUAUGUAUGCCAUUCCAGUUCACAUUAUCAGCCCCCCCCCCCAACAUCACCACCAUCUGUCAUGCUGUUGCCAGGUUACACUCCUCUGUCAUGGUUAGGUUUUGGUUGGACAGCUCUAUGACGACGUGACAUUGCAAUGUAAGACAUGUUUCAGUUUCACAGCAUUAGUAUUCGUAAAAAAAUAAACAUUUUUAUGAACAUUUGUAAAA